AUGUCAAGUGCACGGCUGUCAACUUUUUGGGUCUUACGCGGUCCGAGGUCUUUUUACCGCUUCUCCUCGUUCCAGUCCAAGACGCCAGCUGUUACUGAGCCUUUGGGAUAUCCUUAUUUUUGCAAGAAAUUCCGGUCUGAGAUUGACUUGUUCAAGAAGUAUUGCGCAUCUGAUUCCAGUGGCAAUCUGGACUUGUUUAGGAGCCUUCACAGAUACAAUAAGCAUGUUUCCAAUAAAGAACGCCUCUCGCUUUUCGUCACCACAUUGAAACGUAAUAAGCAGUUUUACGAUUACUUGAUGGCACAACUUAAUCCGUCCGGAACAUCACACAAUCUUGUAUCUCCUCCGGCGCAAUCGGGGCAGUCAGAAACCAUUGGCUCUCUUCUUACAAAGGUUGAGGAAUCUCCCAAGUCAGAGCCACAGCAAAGUCCUGCGAUAGUAAAGAAGAAGAAACCUGAUGCGUCGUUCAAGGAUCUCCUCAGUUCCAUCAACAAGAUCCAGAAAAAGGAAUCGUAUCACCACCAUGAUCUCCCCAGAAUGACCAAUUUUACCCCAAUGCCAUCCUACCGCCCUUUCAUCAUGAGCAUAGAUCAGGCACCUUCUAAAGCUCCUGCCGAACUAGAGUCCUUUUUACAAGAAGCGAAGCACCAAAAUGACGUGACACAAGAACAGUUAUUUAAAAGCAUACAGAAUUACGAGUGGGCUAGACAGCAGACUUCUAAGGAUCCCCGAUCCUUUGAGGCUGGCAACUUCUUCACGCCUGUGCUUGUUCCAAACACAUUUGUUCCUAGCAGUAUCUUUGCAGGCCAUAACAACUCCACGAUAGACUUGUUCCCUUCCCUAGCGUCAGAAAAAGACAUGCCAAAGGGAUAUGAGUUUAUGAUAUUGCAUGAAAACGGAGAGACAGAGAAAGUGCGAGAAUAUGAUCCUCAUGAUGUGGAACCUCAAAAGCGCAACGUUUCGAGGCUAUUAGCCCAAUUACGGUCACCCGAAGCCUAUAUCAAAAAUAUCAACAAGCUGAUAGCUCAAAACUGGCACCUUCUCGAUGGAGAUUCGGAUAAGCUAGUGUUUUUCAGGAAGAAGUCCACCAAGUUCUACCUGUGGGCAAGAAAUAGUCUCGCGGUCGUUGGUUUAGGUUUUCUCGUUAUUCUUGGCCUAAGCUAUUUUGUGGAUUCCGACGAGAUCGCACAGCUCGCAGACUACAAGGACUCCAGAAAAAACAAAGAUACAACUUUCACAUGA
Ogataea haglerorum is the source of this 1242-nucleotide messenger RNA. RefSeq lists its product as uncharacterized. Bases 1 to 1242 code for a protein of 413 amino acids. The transcript has a single exon. NCBI's taxonomy places the organism in Eukaryota, Fungi, Ascomycota, Pichiomycetes, Pichiales, Pichiaceae. The record is from RefSeq and is a predicted model, not a curated record.